UGUUGUCCCUUCUUACCAGCCAAUCUCAGAUAUUCUUGCAGUGGGUUGCGCCAUUUCACUUUGAGCGAGCCGCCCGAAUAACCUUCACUCUUCGACGCUGUUCCAGAUUCCUGCCGCAGAAUCCAUCAAGCCUCUGGUGACGAUCCAGUUGCCGACAUGAGCACGGAGGAAGCCAUUGCGGGGACCUCGGCUGCAACGGUGUCAGCGUCAGGGGAGCCGGAAGAGGCGGAAGAGGGCGUGCGUGAAAGCCACAGUGCCCUAUCUGUGGGACCCACGUGCCGAAUCUGCUUCAGGGGAUGUUUGGAGGAAGCGCUGCGCCAGCCCUGCAACUGUCGAGGCAGCAUUGGCUUGGUGCAUGCUUCGUGCCUCGAGAAGUGGGUCUCGCAGCGUAGGAACCCACGAUGCGACAUCUGCGCCUUCGCGUACGAGGUGGAAGAACGCUCGAAGUCGUACAAGGAGAUGCUUUGGGACCGGGAAGCCCGCGGUCGUCCUCUAGGCCACUUGUUGCGGGCCGUAGGCCUGGUGCUGUGCGUGGUCUUCCUGCUGCCCCUGAGCUGUGCCUUUGUCGCCGGCCUUCAUUACUCGCUCAUCUCGGUCUCACUCUACGUGUUCAGUGUCGGCCACAGCAUGUUCUGGUUCCGGAGACCCGUGCUGUACUUCAUCGAGUUCUUGAAGACCUCGGUCGAGUGGAAGCGACGCUCUUCCUACCUGAAGCUGGUCCUUCCCGCUCCAUGUGUGCCGAGCGCACCGGAGGCCGCCCAGCCUCACGCACCGCGGCGUCUGCUGGUGUAUGGCGCGGUGUUCUCCCUGAACGUGGCCCUGACGCUGCCUUUGGCCUGGUUGGGGGCCAUGGAGCUGCGCAAAGCGAUACCAACUGUGCUGACCUUCUACGCGUCCGUGUUUCUGAGCCUGCUCUCGAUUGCGUGGAUCCUAAUGCCCAUCGCUUGCUUCGCGAUGUAUUUCAAGAAGAAAAGGAAGCCAGAGACUUCAGAGGUGGUCAUGGAGUCUUAAAUUGUGAAGUUUACAAGAUUAAUAAUGGUAACAGAGGGGCCGGCCUGAAGAAGAAAGAAAAGAGAUGCAAAUUCUUGUUUUUUGUACGCUUUCCAUUUUUACCUCAAGAUUCCAUCGAUAAGCACUCGAUCGUGUGUGUUUUUCAAGCGUUUACUAGAUUUACUUGCACAGUUUAACACAUUACGAGGGAUAUCGAAGAAUGAGGCGUGUGAUGACAUUGCCUUUAUCUAAGGCGAGUGUCUGUAUGUCUGUGAGUGUGCAAUAAAAUGCUCGUCGUUGAAACGCA
Dermacentor albipictus is the source of this 1297-nucleotide messenger RNA. Its product is annotated as E3 ubiquitin-protein ligase MARCHF3-like. Gene Ontology annotation, biological process: protein ubiquitination. Gene Ontology annotation, molecular function: zinc ion binding; ubiquitin-protein transferase activity. NCBI's taxonomy places the organism in Eukaryota, Metazoa, Arthropoda, Arachnida, Ixodida, Ixodidae. The record is from RefSeq and is a predicted model, not a curated record.